GGGCUGGGUGUGUGUCAGACUGACGCUCAGAAUUCGAGGGAGCUGCGAGAGAGAGGAGAUGAGGAGACCGGAGAGGACAACUAGUCAGGUCUGAUCCAUGAUCAACUCAGAUCAAGUUCUCACUGUAAUUAUUGAAAUCCCUGGUUUAAGUUGGUGUUUUCGAACACUUGAAGUGCACUUCAGGGACACAGAUCCAAACACAACUCAGCGGCUCCACGGAAGGAUCUUUUUUUUGCUGAUGAUGAGGAACAUUCUGCCUGCGUUUUCUAUGUUUGGAGGCUGAAGCGCCAGAGCAGAUGGGGAUGCACAUGUGGAUUUCGGUGUGAGCGUGCAGUGGCGAGGACAGCUGGAGUCUGAAGCUACAGUGGAUUUGAUGAGGCAGACAUGAGGAACGUAGACCAGAAUGGACCAAAGCACAUGGAGAGUCUGGUGUCGACCACUCUAUCCACCCUGAUGUUGGUUGUGCUUGGCCUGGUGGGUUCGAUUCACGGCUGCCCUGAAGUCUGUACCUGCUCUGGUAACGUCACUGACUGCUCCUCUGCUGGUCUCUUCUCUCUGGCUCCGGUCCUGCCACUGCUGAGCCAGGACACUGUGUCUCUCCGUCUCAGCACGAACAACCUCUCCUCCCUGAGCACCAUGGAGAUAUAUAACCUUAGCAGCCUGGAGGUGCUAGAUCUUUCCCAGAACAAAUUCUCCAUCCUCAGACCCGGUGUUUUUUCCGGCCUGACCGGCCUGCGUUGGCUCAACUUGUCCAGUAAUUACCUCGGGGGACUACCAGCUACCUCAGAAAGCAACAACAGCACUGACACCCUCCCUAGAUUGAAUGGAAGUCAGGUGGUCAUUGGUCUCAGCACUGAGGUUUUUAAAGGCUUGUGGCGGCUGCGAGGGCUGGACCUGUCUUCUAAUGGACUACAGUUGUUACCAAAGGGCCUCCUGGAUGGACUGCAGAGACUCACCUGGCUGUCGCUAGCAAGGAACCGCCUCAUAUUUCUGGACAGGGCAACUUUUGAGCCCUUGGUUGCUCUGCAGCAGCUUCAGCUGACUGGAAAUCCAUGGGAUUGCAAUUGCAGGCUGCGGGAGUUCAAGCACUGGAUGGAGUGGUUGAUUUACAGAGAAGGGGAGAUCGAUGACAUGCAAUGUAGCCUCCCGGGGAACCUGAUGGGCAGGGACAUCCGUAGUGUACCGGUGGAGAUGUUCAGCUACUGCGUACCACCUCCAAAGGAGGUCAUGAUAAGUCACGCCACCCGGCCUCCCUGCCCACCUGGUCGGAUCUUCAACACAGAGGACUGCAUCCGCCAGCGGUACCGACCUGUCAGUGUCCGCCGGGCGCACGGCACACAAAUAGUUGCAGGAGUGGUGUGUGGCACAGUUUGCGUUAUGAUGGUGGUGGCUGCGACAUACGGGUGCAUCUACGCCUCACUGAUGGCCCGGUACCAGAGGCAGAAGAGGAAACGUGGGCGACCACUAAUGGCCGAGUCUGGAGGCGAAACUGACAUGGAAGACGGACAGAUGACAUCGCCCGGCUCACCAGAAGAGACGCAGCCUAAGGAGCCCUGCGUUGUGCAUGGGUAUCGAAUCAGCAGCUUCUGAGCCGCUGAAUGGCCGUUUCUGUCUGGAGAAAGGACCCCUGCAGCUUCUGAAUGUAUUCAAGGUUCAACAUCCAGGAUUUAAUUGAGUGGUAGAAAACCCUGCAGCGCUUCUCAGUCUACGAAAACUCUGAAUUGUAACGCCCUGCUACACCUCUCUUCGCUCGCUUGUGAAAUACCCCACUCUGUUAUUUGUAUCCAACAAGCACAAACUCCAAAAGUACAACUAAGGUCAUCGACUGGCCUGCUGUUAUUAAUAGUUUUCAUUCUAAGUAAAUCCCUUAUUUGAUUCUUAGGUCCCCUUUACACAUGGCUUUACAAGACCAUUUCCUGUUUGCCAACUUUAUUUACAUGUGUCUUGAGUGAUCAGUUGUCUGUGGGGUCAUAGUCCUGACAUUCCCUUCUCUCCAUCUCCAGUUAACACAGAGAGACUAUAAAAGUGUUUGGAUGUCCGUUAAAUAAAUGUUUAGACGCUGUGUACAGAUUGUCUAUAUAGACACUCCCUCUGUCAAUGAUGUCACUUUCUGUUAAGACAAAGCAUCAUGGGAGCAAUAACGCACGCACGCACACACGCGCUCAUGUGGCAGAAAAAUGCAGUGACCAUUAGUAAAGGGGGUUGAUCUUUAGACUAUAGUCCCCAGUUAACCGACAAUCACGUAUAACAGGGUGAGCAGCACAUGGCGCUUGCCUAUACUGCCACCUGGUGGACAAACUGCACAAAUCUCUCAUUACGACAGUUCCCCAAGCCUGAAUCUGAAUACGAUGAACCUUCUCUGUUCGACGUAGUUAUGUUUCCAAUCAUUCAACUUGAGUUUGUGAUUUCUCUUGUUCCCAUUCUGUGUGUGAAGCAGAUUGCUGUGUUUUACUGAAGGUCUGUUCAAGAUGUGGAAGAAAAAUAAAAUAUAUUUAUUUAAACAACAUUUUUUAAAUAUGU
Messenger RNA from Synchiropus splendidus (mandarinfish), 2520 nucleotides. RefSeq names its product leucine-rich repeat and transmembrane domain-containing protein 2-like. The record is from RefSeq and is a predicted model, not a curated record. Gene Ontology annotation, molecular function: protein binding. Lineage: Eukaryota; Metazoa; Chordata; Actinopteri; Syngnathiformes; Callionymidae. The transcript has 4 exons. The coding region runs from base 385 to 1590 and encodes 401 amino acids.